Geodia barretti is the source of this 961-nucleotide messenger RNA. The record is from the annotation of a GenBank genome assembly. Lineage: Eukaryota; Metazoa; Porifera; Demospongiae; Tetractinellida; Geodiidae.
UAGAGCCCUCUCUAGAACACAGAGUGCUCUGCCUUGCUCUGUAUGAGUGAUUCGGCCCAGCCAGCUGAGCUGCCUCAGUUGGUAGAGCCCUCUCUAGAACACAGAGUGCUCUGUCUUCCUCUGUAUGAGUGAUUCGGCCCAGCCAGCUGAGCUGCCUCAGUUGGUAGAGCCCUCUCUAGAACACAGAGUGCUCUGUCUUGCUCUGUAUGAGUGAUUCUGUUAUAUAUAGGUGAAAGACCUAUCAAAGGAGGAGAGAAAAGAAAGACUUACAAAAAUUCAGGAGACCUUCCAGAAGGCCAGGGAGUAUAGUGAUGACAAGGUCCAGAUUGCCAUGCAGAUGUAUGAGAUGGUGGAUAAGCAUAUUCGGAGGUUGGAUAGCGACUUGUCCCGGUUCGAGCAGGAGCUAAAGAUGAAGGAGCCAGGAAUGAGGCGAACCUCCAUAUCCUCCAUCGCUGAAAUGGCCCCACCCUCUCUUCAUAACAAGGGCAGGAAACGAAGUACCAUAAUUGAAACUGCUGGAGGAUCGAGAAAGAAAAAGUUGGCAUCGACUUCGGAAGAGCCAAGUACAUCAGUAAACAGCCCAGUUCAUUCUGUCCCAUCAGGAGCUGGAGGACCCACCGAUGUACUGGACAUGCCAGUCGACCCUAAUGAACCAACAUACUGCCUCUGUCAUCAGGUGUCAUUUGGUGAAAUGAUAGGAUGUGAUAAUCCUGAAUGCCCAAUUGAAUGGUUUCACUUUCAAUGUGUCGGUCUCACUUCUAAGCCCAAAGGAAAAUGGUAAGAAGAAUUCACGUUCGGUUUCUGCUGACUGAGCUCAUUGCCAUGUUGUUUAGGUACUGCCCCAAGUGUAGUCAAGACAGGGACAAGUCAAAGAAGAAAUUUUAAUCCAAGACUGUGAUUAGCCAAUGAUUUAGAUCACCACCACAAAACGUAUACCUGUGAUUUCCAUUUUCCAGACUCC